This is a messenger RNA of Propithecus coquereli (Coquerel's sifaka), 3541 nucleotides long. RefSeq names its product zinc finger protein 384 (gene ZNF384). Gene Ontology annotation, cellular component: nucleus. The record is from RefSeq and is a predicted model, not a curated record. NCBI's taxonomy places the organism in Eukaryota, Metazoa, Chordata, Mammalia, Primates, Indriidae. Gene Ontology annotation, molecular function: RNA polymerase II cis-regulatory region sequence-specific DNA binding; DNA-binding transcription factor activity, RNA polymerase II-specific. Bases 844 to 2583 code for a protein of 579 amino acids. The transcript is spliced from 10 exons. Gene Ontology annotation, biological process: regulation of transcription by RNA polymerase II.
UGACUGUAUGUGUGUCCGCCCGGAACCGGAAGUGGUUGUGGAGGAGCGGGCGAUGGGGAGGAAUCGGGGGGGUUUAGGGGGCGGGUGCCUGUCUGGUGGGUGGCAGAGUUCAGCUCCCUGGAGGGGAAGGAGGGACGUCCCAAGAAAGGGUCUUUGAGGAAGGAGUGGGGGGCAACAUCAGGAGAAGGCUACCAGGGGCGGUCUCAGGGGAACGAAGGUUUUGGGGGUACAACAGGGGUCUCCAAUAGAAGACCACUGUGCAGGCUGAGGGAGGUACUUCUUGGCACAAGGCCUUAGGUAGGCAGGGGGUGAAGUCCUCCAAGAAGUAGGGGGGAGGCUAGAGGAAGUAGCCGGGCCUGAACUGGCACUGUGCCUGACACAAUGGCUUGUGCAUCCCCCUCAGCCCUCAGCUUUGCCUUCUGAAGCCACUCCUCAGGGGCAGAGACCCUCUUUCUCCUCCAACUCUUCUAUUAUCUGACCCCUGGUUACCUGUGGCCUGGGAAGGAAGAAGAACCAGUGUCUGAGCCUAGGAGUGGAACCCAAAGGCCGGUGAUAGAGUUCAUCUUAGUUUCUGGGAAGUGGAUUUAUUUCCCUUAUAUCCACAUAGAGGGUGGCACUAGAUUCCUGUUAUUAUAUCCUUCCAUCUUUGGAUUGUUGGUUGGGGGUCUGCGUGCCUUCCAGAGUGACUGCUGACAGUCAAAGAAUUCCUGGGGUUCUCCACAGCAGUCUGGUGACUGCACCCUUACUGCUUCCUGUAACCUAGACAAUUUGUUUACAGAAAGUUCAGGAGCCCUGGAAAGGAGAAAGAAUAAGACGACAGGAGGAAGAGAGAGAGAGGGUAGAAUGGAAGAAUCUCACUUCAAUUCUAACCCGUACUUCUGGCCUUCUAUCCCCACAGUCUCAGGACAGAUUGAGAAUACAAUGUUCAUCAACAAGAUGAAGGAUCAGCUGUUGCCAGAGAAGGGCUGUGGGCUGGCGCCACCUCACUACCCCACCUUGCUGACAGUGCCUGCCUCAGUGUCCCUGCCCUCAGGCAUCAGUAUGGACACAGAAUCCAAAUCAGACCAGCUGACCCCACACAGCCAGGCUUCCGUCACCCAGAAUAUCACGGUGGUCCCUGUGCCAUCAACAGGACUGAUGACUGCUGGAGUCUCCUGUUCUCAGAGGUGGAGAAGAGAAGGGAGUCAAUCAAGGGGUCCAGGUUUGGUAAUCACGUCCCCCUCAGGCUCUCUUGUGACCACAGCCUCAUCAGCUCAGACCUUCCCCAUUUCGGCUCCCAUGAUUGUCUCAGCUCUUCCCCCUGGCUCACAAGCCCUGCAGGUGGUCCCUGACCUCUCCAAGAAGGUAGCAUCGACCCUAACAGAGGAAGGAGGCGGAGGUGGUGGUGGAGGUGGCAGUGUGGCUCCUAAACCCCCGCGGGGUCGAAAGAAGAAGCGGAUGCUGGAGUCAGGGCUGCCUGAGAUGAAUGAUCCGUAUGUCCUCUCCCCUGAGGAUGACGAUGACCAUCAAAAAGACAGCAAGACCUACAGGUGCCGGAUGUGCUCACUGACAUUCUACUCAAAGUCGGAGAUGCAGAUCCACUCCAAGUCACACACCGAGACCAAGCCCCACAAGUGCCCACAUUGUUCCAAGACCUUCGCCAACAGCUCCUACCUGGCCCAGCACAUCCGUAUACACUCAGGGGCUAAGCCCUACAGUUGUAACUUCUGUGAGAAAUCCUUCCGCCAGCUCUCCCACCUUCAGCAGCACACCCGGAUUCACUCCAAGAUGCACACGGAGACCAUCAAGCCCCACAAGUGCCCGCACUGCUCCAAGACCUUCGCCAACACCUCCUACCUGGCCCAGCACCUCCGUAUCCACUCGGGGGCCAAGCCCUACAACUGUUCCUACUGCCAGAAGGCCUUCCGCCAGCUCUCCCACCUCCAGCAGCACACACGAAUCCACACUGGUGAUAGACCAUACAAAUGUGCACACCCAGGCUGUGAGAAAGCCUUCACCCAACUCUCCAAUCUGCAGUCCCACAGACGGCAACACAACAAAGAUAAACCCUUCAAGUGCCACAACUGUCAUCGGGCGUACACAGAUGGAGCCUCACUAGAGGUGCACCUAUCUACGCAUACGGUGAAGCAUGCCAAGGUGUACACCUGCACUAUCUGCAGUCGGGCAUAUACGUCGGAAACAUACCUUAUGAAACAUAUGCGCAAACACAACCCUCCUGAUCUCCAGCAGCAAGUGCAGGCAGCAGCAGCAGCGGCAGCAGUGGCCCAGGCUCAAGCUCAAGCUCAGGCGCAGGCGCAGGCCCAGGCUCAGGCACAGGCCCAAGCCCAAGCCCAAGCCCAGGCCCAGGCCCAGGCCUCCCAGGCAUCGCAGCAGCAACAGCAGCAGCAGCAGCAGCAGCAGCCACCACACUUCCAGUCUCCUGGGGCAGCCCCCCAGGGUGGAGGGGGUGGGGACAGCAACCCCAACCCUCCACCUCAGUGUUCCUUUGACCUGACCCCCUAUAAGACGGCGGAGCAUCAUAAGGACAUCUGCCUCACUGUCACCACCAGCACCAUCCAGGUGGAGCACCUGGCCAGCUCUUAGAGAUCCGUGCUGCCACCCACUGGGAAGAGGAGAAAGAAGUUCUGGUCCCUCCUUUCUCCAACUCUUGGUGGGAAAAGUCCUCUUCCUUGACAAGCCUUGGCUCCAUUUCCGUGAGCCUCAGGCAUGGAUACCAUCCUUCUCAACUCCUCUUCAAAGGAACCUCAGCCCUCCUGAUUGGCAAAGGAAUACUGAGCUGAUGGUGUCAUCCAGCAGCCUCCCCUCCCAAGCAGAGCUUUUAAAAUCAGGGGUUGGUGCUCAAGGGAAGGAUUUGCUAUGACCUCAUAGAAACUUGUCCAAUGUGGACACUUACCCUAUCCUUAACCUCCACAUCCUCAAAGUUUGGGCUGAUAGAAGACUAGAGGCUGGCCCUCCCAGAUUACAGAAAAAGGGGGUCCUAAAUGCAACCAGCCUUCUGUUCUGUUCUUGCCUGCAAAAGAACAGAGGUUUCUAAUGUGCUCCAACCCCUGAGAGCCAUUUUAUUCUUCUACGUGGUCUCAAUUCACUUCCUGCCUACUGCUGGUAGAAGAUUUGGGUAGGGAUUCGACCUCCUUUUAUUUGUAAGGAGGCAAGGGCUGACAUGUGGUCCCCAAGGGGCCAGAGAUUCCCAAGGUGGUUAGUGUGGCUUAGAAGUGUGGGUUAUGGUUUUCCUUGGAGCCUCUGUCCACCUUCUCUGCCAGCCAAGGUCCUAUACUCUCAGCCUCCCAACCCAACCCCCAAGGAGCUGUGGGAGCUUUGUUCUCUAUGAAACCCCAAAACAAGGGGUGUGACAGAGAAGAGAGAGUUCAGGGCAAACACCAGGACUGGACUUAGCUCCCUAGGUGCCACGGUCAGAUGCCGGACACGGAUUUAUAUAUAAAUAUAUAUAUAAAUAUAUAUAUAUAUAUACCCUCUCAUCACGGCCAUCUUUGUUGUAACCAUUUCUGUGUUUAUAAAUGCAUUAUCUCUGAGAAUUUUCAUA